Messenger RNA from Theobroma cacao (cacao), 2509 nucleotides. Its product is annotated as 8-hydroxygeraniol oxidoreductase-like. Gene Ontology annotation, biological process: formaldehyde catabolic process. Lineage: Eukaryota; Viridiplantae; Streptophyta; Magnoliopsida; Malvales; Malvaceae. The record is from RefSeq and is a predicted model, not a curated record. Gene Ontology annotation, molecular function: zinc ion binding; alcohol dehydrogenase (NAD+) activity; S-(hydroxymethyl)glutathione dehydrogenase [NAD(P)+] activity. Gene Ontology annotation, cellular component: cytosol.
CCUAGAGUUCCAACAUCCUCUCAUGGCUAUCAUACCUUUUUUGCAGAAGGUCAAAGUGACCCUGCCAAGCAUAUGAACAAAAUAAGAUCCCAUGUCCCUCAACAUAAUUUUUUGAAGAACCUAUACAUUUUACACACAAGUAUCAGAAACCAAAGAAAUCACAUCCCUCUGCCUGAAAUUAGUGUCACCAUAACACAUUGCAAAUCAUCAACACCCCUAAAACACCUUCCAAAAGCAUACAAAAUUAUGACAGAUGUGGAAAUUGUUCUCAUUCAUCCACAAAACACCAAAUCGCAGCAGCUUCCACAGUCAGCACACCCACACAGCAGCACCCAAUUCUCAGAAAAGUCUCGGCCCCAAAAAAGAGAGAAUUUUCCACAUUACCUGGGUUCCUUCCUCACUUUAACAGUGACACCAAAGGUUGAGGGCUAUUCCAGCAUAGUCACCAGGUCCUCUGUGCGUUGAACCCCAGCUUUCGCAAGUCGAUCUGCCAGUGUGUUAUUCAUUCUAAAAGUGUGCCUCACCUUCCAUCUUCUUACAUCAUUUUUCAAUCGUUCAAUAUGAACAACCCGCUUUCUUAAUCUCCAGGGUGCUUCCAUAGGUUUGUUCACACAUUUAACAGCAUUACAUGAGUCACUCUCAAUUAUCAGACUCUGUGAUUGAUUCCAUUUUGAUGCAAUAAACAACAAGAAAGCUUCCCGAAUUGCUCUAAUUUCAGCUAGGUUUGAAUCCCCUAUGCCUAUAGGUGAAAUCAUAUUUUAAUUGAUGUGACUUUCAAUAGUCAUAAUUUUUCAUAUGAAAAGACAUAAUUUUUGUUUUGAAAAUACAUCAACAUUUAAUCCACAUAUGAUACCAGGUUUUAUUUUUCAGAUAUGAUCAGAGGGUAGCCGGCCUUUUCUUUUUCUUGGUACUUAGCCUGCUUUAUGUGUUCAUAUAAGAAUAUAUUUUGCAGAUAGAGAUUCAGCAACAAUCUUCUUACUUUUGUUAGUUUCUCUUCUGAAGCCACAGUUCAAUUGUUAAGUUUAACACCAGCAAAGCCAUGCCUAACAAUGUCAAACAGCAGUUCACAACUCAUAACAUGCAAAGUUAGCUUAGAAUUUAGCAAAGUUGUUUUGAUUAAAACUGUUUUAAGUUAUUGUUUUUCAUUAAAUUCAGAAGGUUGGGAUUACUCUUAUUUUCUUUUAUUUUUUGCAACUCUGAUAUCUCUCAUGCUUGUCCUUUGGAGUAACAUGGCAGCAAUAGUAUGUUGGGGAAAAGGGGAGCCAUUAAAGGUUGAAGAGAUACAAGUAGAGCCACCAAAAUCAUCUGAAGUUCGAGUUAAAAUGCUAUGUGCCAGUGUUUGUCACAGUGACAUAUUGUCAACCAGAGGAUUCCCAAGUCCUCUUUUCCCUCGAGUCAUGGGGCAUGAAGGUGUUGGGGUGGUGGAGAGCAUCUGUGAGGAAGUCAAUGGGCUAAAACAGGGAGAUGUUGUGAUUCCGACCUAUGUCGCAGAGUGUCAAACAUGUGAGAAUUGCACAUCCGAGAACACUAAUUUAUGCCUAACUUACCCGUUAACCUUGAACUGCCUAAUGCUUGAUGGCACUUCAAGAAUGUCCAUUAGAGGCCAAAGUUUGUACCACACAUUUUCCUGUGCCACAUGGUCUGAAUAUAUGGUUAUAAAUGCGAAUUAUGUCGUCAAGAUUCAUCCGAGCAUAGCUCCUUCGCAUGCUAGCUUCCUUUCAUGUGGAUAUUCAACUGGAUUCGGGGCAGCUUGGAAAGAUGCUAAGGUUGAGGAGGGUUCAAGCGUAGCUGUUUUCGGUCUUGGAACUGUUGGAUUAGGGGUCGUUGAGGGAGCUAGAAUUCAAGGUGCAACUAAGAUAAUUGGUAUAGACAAGAAUCCAAGAAAAAAGGAGAACGGACAUGUUUUUGGAAUGACAGAUUUUAUAAACCCUGAUGGUUCAGAUAAAUAUUCUAUCUGUGAAUCAGUUCGAGCCCUAACUGAUGGAAAGGGUGUGGAUUAUAGCUUUGAGUGCUCUGGGGUUGCACCAUUGGUCAAUGAAGCCAUUGAAUCCACAAAAAUAGGAACAGGAAAAACCAUUCUGAUGGGCAUAGGAGAUCAUCAAAGCCUGCAGAUAAAUUUCCUACCCCUUCUGUGUGGCAGAACUUUAAAGGGGUGUGUUUAUGGAGGCAUCAAAACCAUAUCUGACCUUCCCAUUCUUCUUGAAAAAUGCAGAAAUAAGGAAAUCCAUCUUGAUGAACUCUUGACUCAUGAAGUUCAGCUAGAAGAUAUAAACAAGGCAUUUGAGCUGUUGAAGCAACCAGAUUGUGUCAAGGUUCUGGUCAAGAUUUGAUUGAUAUAAGCAACAAAUUUAGCAUGUCUGCAUGUCUGCUCUUUUCUUAUACCCUUGAGCCUUAAGCCUAUUAUAUUAGGCAAUGCCUAAUACAAUUAAUUUACAUCUUAGAACUGUUUAAUUUGUCUCUUUUAAUUUUUACCAUAAAAAAUAAAAAUCUCUUUUAGAUUUCUCUCAAA